This is a messenger RNA of Antechinus flavipes (yellow-footed antechinus), 6900 nucleotides long. RefSeq names its product BRCA1 interacting helicase 1 (gene BRIP1). The transcript is spliced from 20 exons. Gene Ontology annotation, molecular function: hydrolase activity, acting on acid anhydrides, in phosphorus-containing anhydrides; DNA helicase activity; ATP binding. Gene Ontology annotation, cellular component: nucleus. NCBI's taxonomy places the organism in Eukaryota, Metazoa, Chordata, Mammalia, Dasyuromorphia, Dasyuridae. Gene Ontology annotation, biological process: double-strand break repair involved in meiotic recombination; nucleotide-excision repair. The record is from RefSeq and is a predicted model, not a curated record. Bases 133 to 3804 code for a protein of 1223 amino acids.
UUCCGCAGCUCUACGCGUGACGUGGCGGGGAUUUGAAACCUGGUUGGAAGGAAGCCGCGCGAGCGUGCCCUCGAGCCAUAGUCUCGGGAAGGGAGGAAGGACUCUGAAACAAGCAAAAAAAAAAAAAUCACCAUGUCUUCAACACAAUCUGAAUACAUUAUUGGUGGAGUGAAGAUUCACUUCCCUUGUAAAGCUUAUCCAUCACAGCUUGCUAUGAUGAAUUCUAUUGUUAGAGGAUUAAAUAGUAAACAACACUGUUUGUUGGAGAGCCCCACAGGAAGUGGGAAAAGCUUAGCCUUACUUUGUUCUGCUUUGGCAUGGCAGCAAUCUCUCAGUGAAAAACCAGGAGAGGAGAACUUGAAUAAAAAGACUGAAGUACCCUUGCCAUGUUGUUGUACAUGUCAUUUGCACAACCCCACUAAUGAUAUCAGUGUUAAUGUGAACCAAGGAGCUUCAUGUUCUUUCAUCAGUCCAAUCAUGGCAUCUUCCAUGAAAAAUGAAACCUCUGCUUGCCAAGAAGACUCUACUCCAAAAAUCACGCUAGCUGCAAAAUUAUCUGCCAAGAAACAGGCAUCUUUGCUUAGCGAUGAAAAGGAUGAUUUUCAAGUAGACAAGAAAAGGAUUCGUCCCUUAGAAACCAAGCAGCAGGUUAGAAAGCGUUCUUGCUUUGCAAAGGAUUUAGAUACAAAAGUUGCACCAGAACGGAUUGUGAAGCCAAAUUCUCCAUUGGGGAAAAAGAUAACCUUUUCUCCACAAAAGAUUCCUGGUCCUUGUACUCGCUGUUCCUGUUCCACUAAAAAUGAGAAAAGUCAAGAUGAUAAUAUAACAAAGAAAGAACAUGGGGGAAUAUACAAGACACCUAAAAUAUUUUUUGGGACUCGUACACAUAAACAGAUAGCUCAGAUUACUAGAGAACUGCGGAGGACAGCAUAUUCUGGGGUCCGAAUGACUAUUCUUUCUAGCAGGGAUCAUACUUGUGUCCAUCCUGAAGUAAUCGGUAAUUUCAACAGGAAUGAAAAAUGUAUGGAGCUGAUGGAUGGAAAAAAUGGUAAAUCCUGUUAUUUCAAUCACGGUGUCCAUAAAAUUAGUGAACAACAUGUUCUACAGACUUUACUAGGGAUGCACAGGGCCUGGGAUAUAGAAGAUCUUGUGGGCCUGGGAAAAAAGCUAAAGGCCUGUCCAUAUUAUGCAGCUAGAGAAUUAAUGCAAGAUGCUGACAUAGUGUUCUGUCCCUACAACUAUCUCCUAGAUUCACAAAUAAGGGAAAGUAUGGAUAUCAAUCUGAAAGAGCAGAUCAUCAUUUUAGAUGAAGCCCAUAAUAUUGAAGAAUGCGCACGUGAGUCAGCCAGUUACAGUGUUACAGAAGUCCAACUUAGGUUUGCCCGAGAUGAAUUAGAUAUCAUGGUCAGCAAUAAUAUAAGGAAGAAAAAUCAUGAACCCCUUCGAGCUGUGUGCUAUAGCCUUAUAAAUUGGUUACAGGAAAAUGCUGAACAUCUUGAAGAAAGAGAUUAUGAAUCAUCCUAUAAAGUGUGGAGUGGAAAUGAAAUGAUUUCUCACUUCUACAAAAUGGGCAUAACUGCUGCUACCUUUUCAGUAUUACAGGGUCAUUUUACUGCUGUGCUUCAAAAAGAAGAAAAAGUCACGUCACUUAAUGGUAAAGAGCAAGUCAAAGAAAUACCUAUUGUUAGUCCUUCGACUCAGAUUAUGCUCAAAGGACUUUUUAUGGUACUGGACUAUCUUUUUAGGCAGAAUAGCAGGUUUGCAGAUGAUUACAAAGUUGCUAUACAGCAAACUUACUCUUGGACAAGCCAGAAUGAUAUUCCGGAUAAAAAUGGUUUCUUUGUUUUAUCUAAAAAUAAGAAACGUUCUAGGCAAAAAAUGGCAGUCAGUGUGCUAAAUUUUUGGUGCUUGAAUCCAGCUGUGGCCUUUUCUGAUAUUACAUGUAAUAUAAGGACAAUUGUUCUGACAUCUGGUACUCUGUCACCAAUGAAAUCUUUUUCAUCUGAACUUGGUGUGACAUUUGCUAUCCAAUUAGAGGCUAAUCAUGUCAUUCAGAACUCACAGGUUUGGGUUGGCACUAUUGGGUCAGGUCCCAAAGGGCGGAAUCUCUGUGCCACCUUCCAGCACACAGAGACCUUUGCAUUCCAAGAUGAAGUUGGAGCACUUCUUUUGUCUGUGUGCCAAACAGUGGGCCAAGGAAUUUUGUGCUUCUUGCCAUCUUACAAGUUACUGGACAAAUUAAAAGAACGUUGGAUACAUACUGGUUUAUGGCAUAACCUUGAGCUAGUGAAAACAGUCAUUACGGAACCACAAAGGGGAGAGAAAGUUGUAUUUGAUGAAGUGUUACAAGUGUACUAUGAUGCAAUCAAGUGUAAAGGAGACCGAGAUGGUGCCCUUCUUAUAGCAGUUUGCCGAGGUAAAGUGAGUGAGGGACUGGAUUUCUCAGAUGAGAAUGCUCGUGCUGUCAUAACUAUAGGGAUCCCAUUUCCAAAAGUGAACGAUCUUCAGGUUGAGUUAAAGAGAAAAUACAAUGACCAACAUUCAAAACGAGGUCUUUUACCUGGCCGCCAGUGGUAUGAAAUUCAAGCUUAUAGAGCCCUGAACCAGGCACUUGGCAGGUGUAUUCGGCACAAAAAUGAUUGGGGAGCUCUUAUUUUAGUUGAUGAUCGCUUCAGAAGCAACCCAGAUCGAUAUAUAUCUGGUCUUUCCAAAUGGGUUCGUCAACAGAUUAAGCACCAUUCAACCUUUGAAAGUGCACUGGAAUCCUUGGCUGCAUUUUCUAAAAAACAUCAAAAAAUCAUUGAUGUGUCAUCUUCAGAUAAUAAUGAGUCUGUGCAAGAAGUAGCAUCUUUAAAGGAUGAGUCCUCGACAUCUUUAUUAGAAUCAACAAUUCACCUAUCACGAAAUGUUCUUCAAAAAGAUGAAAGGAAGCCUUUUGUCCAAGAACUUCAGGCUCCUAGAACGAUGGCUGUGGAGCUCAAACUACAUAGUCACCUGUGUAACAUCAUCACAGCCCAGAAUAAAAAUGAUUCAUUAUUUUUAGAAGAUUCUCCCCAGAAAAUAAAGAGGGAAAAUUUUUUAAUAUCCAGAUCCACAAGUCCAACCUUUAAUAAACAAACAGAAAGGAAUAGCUGUCCUGAAUCUAACUCUGGGAAGAAAUAUUUUAGCCCCAAGUCACUGACUUCCACACCUCUGCACAGAUUUUCAGAGAAUGAUGACUUCAGUACUUUCCCUUCCAAAAAAGAAAAGCGGGAAAGUACAGUUGAUCUGUCUCUCAUUAAUAGAGGCCAGUCCUCUUCCUUGUCAGGCCCACAAUCAGAAACAAUCACUUCAUCGUUAAAAAGGACUAAUACUGAUAGUAAAAAAGAUCCUGCUGAACAGCUUCUCUGCCCUGAAGAAGCUCUGGAUCAAGACAUUGAUCUGAGUCCUGUACAUGGAGAAGCUGGAUUUUCCAAAGUAAAUGAAGAUAUUGAAUCAACAGAAGAGGAUGAAUCUAUCUUUUUCACACCGGAACUUUAUGAUGAUGCAGAAUCCGAGGCAGAAGAAAAUGAAGAGCUACUUGAAAAUGGUGGAAUAAAUCAAAGGACUGAGAAUUCAAAUUACGUUAUAGCAGAAAAUCUUUUGGAAAUUGAUCACACCAAAGGAAUGAGUUCAGAUUACACAGACAUGAGGUUGAUUAGAAACAUGCAAAAUGAAGAAUAUAAAGUUGACGACCUUAGUAAUAAUGUAAAGGUGGCAAAUAUAUAUGAACAAGAGCUGCAAAAGACUCAGGAAACGGACCCUAUAGGUAACAUCAGCACAUGAUCCCCAUACUGUUUAAGAUUUCUGGACCAAACUUCAAUUUACAUGAUUACUCUACCUUUGAUAAAUGAUAUAGAUGCUUUAAAAAAAAAUAGUAGGCAGCCUCAUUUUCAAGCUGUUUUUAGCACUGAUUAAAAUGGCACUCAGUUUUAUAAACUCUUAUUUUCUAUUUGAAAGUAUAUAUUAUACUAUUCUCCAGUUCAUUUUUUAAUAUGAUGUACAAGAAGCUUUUUUUUCCCCCUAAAAGAAAAGCUUUCUUGUAGAAACAGAUUCCCUAUUUAACAUGGUAAAAAAUAUAUGGGCUUUCUUAGGCUUCUUCCAAUUUUACUUUAGCACAGAAAUCUUAUAAUCCCCUCCUCUUUUUUCAUAUUUAGAUAUAAAGUUUAGAGAGUACUUGUAUCAUGAAUGUCAGUUCUGAUUCACUUGUUAAUUUUACCACACAUCAUGUAAUAGAAAUCUCAUAUUCCCAUGAGCAGUUCCUUCUCUCUUUAAAGUUCAUAUCAAGUUCUUUUUGCCAGCUUGUGAUAAAUUUAAAAUAGCAAUUAAGCUAUUGUAUGUAUUUUGUAAUUACAGUUUAUUUUACCCUUUUUGUAUGAUAUGAUAAUCUGAAACCAACAGAAUUCACACAGAGCCAGUAGAGUUAUAUACAGAUAUAUUACCUCUUAAUUUUCAAAAUUCACAUUCUCAAGCAGGCUGAAAAAUGAGUUUGAAGAUGAGCCCAAUUGAAAUGUGCCCCCUUGUGGUCAGAUGAACACAUCUGUUAUUUAUUGUUUUCCUCAUUUCCAAAUGUCCAAAAAGGACUGUAUUCUUUAAGCAAAAGCAGAAUUACUAGGAUAUGGCAAUCCUGAUUGGAACAGGAUUAAUGUGGAUUAUAAAUAAGUAUAUUUGUGAGCUCACAUGAACAUGUAUUGAGCAAAUGAACCUGUAUUCCUCAUCAAAAAUAUGCUUUGCUAGAUUAUCAUUCUGAAAAAACACUGACAUAUCCUAGAAAGUAUUCUUUCAUCAGAUAGUUGCUAAUGAUAGGAUUUAGAUUGUGUCAGGACCAUAAAGAGUUUGACCAGGCUCCUUCAUUUUAAUGAUAAAGAACUGAGGACUAAUUACUUUAAGUGAUCAGUCUAAGGAUACACACAAACCAGAGCUAGGAUUCAAACUAAGUUCCAAAUCCACUGGUUGUUUUCCCAUACAUUAUAUCCCAUCACUCUUCCUCUCAUCACUGAAAUUGAAAGUGCCUUUCUGAUCAUGUUUGUGUUUUUUGAUGUCAUACAGAACUAGACACCAAUAAAUUUCUCAUCAAGUAAUAUGAAGUUAUACAUAACAGCUUUAAACAGUUCAAAAAAAUUUAGUUUAUUAUUCACCAAUUAAAGAUUUUAUAUCCCCAAAAUAAUUCCUUUUGAUAACCUGUCUUUUCCUUUUAUUUGUCAUUGACAAUUAACUGUAAACAAUAGAUUAAAAGUAAUUUUUAUAAUCAUAGUAUCCUAGAUUUUAGAACUGGAAGAAUCCUCAAAUCUAAUCCAAUCCCAUCAUUUUAUGGUGAGGAUCCUGAGAUGCAGAGAAGUUAAGUGGCUUGUACUACGUUAUGUAGGAAAUAAAUAGCAGGCAUGAGAUUUGAACACAGGUUCACCUAUUUAAAAUUAAUACAUGUUAAGCUUUGAAAAACUUAAAGCACAAAUUACUUCUCGUUGACUUUGUUUCCACAUUUGUAAAAUGAGGGAUUUGGAUUUAAGUAUUUCUGUGUUUUGGGUUUUUUUCUUCAUAUCACAUUCAAUUCAACAGACACUUAUUAAGUUCUUACUGGUGCAAAAAAAAAAUCCCAUAUUUUGUUGAUAUUCUAUUAGGAGUCAAUUUGAAUUGGAUUUUUGACAGUUUCUUCUUAAAAAACAAAUUACUCAUUUAUAAUUGACAUUAAUCCUGUUCUAGUCAGGAUUGUCCCCUAUCCCAGUAAUUCUGCUUUUGCUUAAAGUUUACUUGUAUCCUUUUAGAAAUUGCCUUUGAGUCAGUUCAUGAGACACACAAAAUCAUUCCCAUUAACCGUGUUCAUUCUUGAUCCCAAGCAAUCUUACUUAAUCAUUGAUCUUUUUUAAUAGAUGAUUGAAUUAUCUGAUGCUGUUUCCUCUUCCCCCAAAAGAAACAUUUGCUAUCCUAAGGAAUAUUCAGAUGUAUGUGCCUAAAGCGCACAUUUUAGGCAGUUCCAAAAGAGGAACAAUGAAAACCUUUUGAGAACCAUUAUAUGUAUCAGCUCCUAAAAGGACUUCUUUAGUUGGGAUAUCACUCUUUUGGAAGUAUAAUACAGGUGCCCUUAUGGAAAAACAAUUACAUUGCUUUGUUGUAAUGCCUUAUAAUGAUCAUAAAGUCCUAGAAUUUAAAGAAAGAAGGAGCCUUGAAGGUCAACUAGUACCAACUCUUAACUGUACAGGGGAAAAAAGAAAGGCCCAGGAAUGGAAUCCAGGAUCAGUUCCUAGCUGAGCUGGGAUGAGAACCCAAGCCUUCUGUGUCUAGUGCUUUUAUACUGCAUGGAGAUCACAAUGAGGACAUUUGUAGCAUGCUUGUAAAAAUGUCAUUACCAUUCAUAGGGUGUAGAACUUAGACCUAGAAGAGCCCUCAGGUCUAAGGCCUCACUUAUAAAACUCGAUAUAUAAAAUAUAAGGACUUUCAAAACUUCUACAUUAGUUUCAGAUUAUUUGUAAUUCUAAAGAACUCUCAACUUUCAAAUAGAAUUACACAGAGUUCCUUUAAAAGAACAUUUAAAACAUGACUAAAAUCACAAGAAUUUUACUUGCAUGCCAAUCUUAAAAUAAAUAUUAAGAAAAGUGAAAUAUUUUUUACAUUUGAAAUAGCACUAAACUUAAAAGUUUUAGUUCCCAAGUUCAAAUCCCACUUCUGCUAAUACCUAUGUGUGAAUUACUUUCAGCUAGUUAUCUCUUAUCUCUGGGCCUUACCUUCUUCAUCUGUAAAAUGAAUGAAUUGAACAUUAGUUUUCUUCUAACAUAGAUCUAGAUCUGUGAUCAUCCUGGCUUUGCUUAAAGACCUGCAUCUAUUCCUUAAGAACCGACCUGUUAUUUGGUGUUCCAUGCCAAAUAAAAGCAAUAGUCAUGAAUCUCA